Molecule: messenger RNA, 237 nt
Organism: Pteronotus mesoamericanus
Lineage: Eukaryota; Metazoa; Chordata; Mammalia; Chiroptera; Mormoopidae
Gene: SMIM46
Product: small integral membrane protein 46
Exons: 1
Coding region: 1-153 (50 amino acids)
Source: RefSeq, a predicted model, not a curated record
AUGGCUCUGGGGUCAGGCAAUGGCCAGGGUGUGGACUCAGAGACCACCUUCCAGCUAUGGCUGCAGCUACUUCUCUGGGUCCACCUGACUAUUCGUUUCUUGAGCUACCUGCGCCGCACCCUCUGGGCACCUAAGCCGCAGCCAGCACCCUGAGCCUCCCUGGGCAUUGGCAGACAAGCCCCAGAUCACCCCAUCCCAUUCCACCCCCAGCCUCCAUUGCACCCUCUGCUGGAGGAG